AUGACGGUCUUCAGCAGGUCUAGACCUGACUCACAGCAGACGAUGACUGGCCUUGACGACGAGGAGUAUGCGCAAAAAGGCCUUGUAGAGCCUCGGUAUAUGGGCACUCUGGCGGAUCGGCGUGAUAUGAACGCUCUUGGCCGAGUGCAGGUUUUGCGAUCCCUGUACAUGGUGAUUAUGCAGACCACUUAUUCCAUCAACAGAUUGCUGGCGGCUGGUUUGACGGAUGGUGGUACAGCGGGCUUGAUAUGGGGGUUCACUGGCGUCUCAAUCGGGUUUACCCUUGUCUAUGCCAGUAUUGCUGAGAUGGCCUCGAUGGCCCCUACUGCUGGUGGACAGUAUCAUUGGGUGUCGGAAUUCGCACCAAAGAGAGGACAGAAGUAUCUCAGCUAUAUCACAGGAUGGCUUUCUGCAAUGGGGUGGCAAUGCGCCAUUGUGUCCAUCGCCUACCUCGCUGGCACAAUCAUUCAAGGUUUGAUCGUCUUGAACCAGCCAGAUUAUGGCUUCCAGCGAUGGCAUGGAACCAUGCUAGUAAUAGCUAUCUCGGCAUUCUCAAUCUUAUUCAACACCUUCCUAGCCAAGAACCUUCCCUUUGUGGAAGGUCUGAUUUUGAUCAUUCAUGUUGUUGGCCUGUUCGCCAUUAUCAUCCCGUUGUGGGUACUUGCACCACGCAACAAUGCGCAAGCAGUCUUCACCACGUUCAACAACGGGGGCGGUUGGGCUAGCCCUGGGACGGCAACACUAGUCGGCUUAUAUACUACCAUAACAUCCAUGCUUGGUUAUGAUUGCUCGGUUCAUAUGUCCGAAGAAAUCAAAGACGCAUCAGAGACUCUCCCAAAGGUGAUGAUGACUUCCGUCGCCAUCAACGGCGUGUUGGGAUUUAUCAUGCUGGUCACGCUAUGCUUCACACUAGGCGAGGUCAACGCAGUCCUUGGCACGCCAACGAGAUUCCCGUUUAUUAAGAUCUUCUACAACACUACUGGCAGCUUUGCCGCGACAAACGCCAUGACGGCAGUGCUGGUGGUAACACUCACUGCCAGCACAAUCACCGAAGUUGCAACGGCAUCGCGCCAGCUCUGGUCGUUUGCCCGGGACGAAGGGCUGCCCUUUUCGCCCUUUUUUGCAUAUGCUGGAACAUUCCACUCAAUUCCGUGA
Messenger RNA from Penicillium digitatum Pd1, 1155 nucleotides. The record is from RefSeq and is a predicted model, not a curated record. NCBI's taxonomy places the organism in Eukaryota, Fungi, Ascomycota, Eurotiomycetes, Eurotiales, Aspergillaceae.